Molecule: messenger RNA, 1766 nt
Organism: Durio zibethinus
Lineage: Eukaryota; Viridiplantae; Streptophyta; Magnoliopsida; Malvales; Malvaceae
Product: Pentatricopeptide repeat (PPR) superfamily protein
Molecular function (GO): protein binding
Source: RefSeq, a predicted model, not a curated record
UUUCUAACUUUUUUAAGAUUAAUUUAGUUAAAAUGUGAUCGAAAUUCAUUUAGAAGUAAGGUUUAGGGAUCACGAGGUUGAAUUGGAGCUUCUCCAAAAUGCGUUUCAGACAAAAUCCUUGGAGCCGAGCAAAAAUUUCAAAUUUCAGUUAACCUCUUUCAAUUCCAAAACCCAGUAGAAGAACGAAAUAUAUUGAAAAUUGUAAAAAAAAAAAAACACAGCAAAACAAUGAAAAUUCCAAAACCCAUAUCUUCUUUUAGGCUCUCCUCUCUUAUUCGCAUCCAAAAGGACCCAACCCUCGCCUUCAACCUUUUCAAAAACCCAAACCCAGACCUCAAACCUACCGGUAAACCCUUCCGCUACUCCCUGCUUUCCUAUGACCUCAUAAUCACCAAGCUCGGUCGCGUCAAAAUGUUUGAUGAAAUGGAACAGGCUCUUCACCAACUCAAAAACGAUACCCGUUUAGUCCCAGAAGAGAUUAUUUUUUGCAAUGUCAUGAAGUUCUAUGGUCGGGCGAAGUUACACGAUCGUGCACUGAAAGUGUUCGAUGAAAUGCCUCAGUAUCGUUGCCAAAGGACCGUAAGGGCUGUGAACUCGUUGUUAAAUGCGUUUUUGAUGAGCAAAAAGUUUGAUGAAAUGCAGGAAGUGUUUUUGGGUAUGGAAAAAUAUGCUCGCCCGGAUGCAUGUACUUAUAAUAUAUUGAUUCGUGCAUGCUGUUUGAAUGGGUGUUUGGAUGGUGCUUGGAGCCUGUUUGAUGAAAUGCAGAGGAAAGGUGUGAAGCCGAAUGCGUGGACGUUUGGGGCUUUGAUUAACGGGCUCUGUCUGGAGUUUAAGAUAAAGGAAGCGUUUAAGUUGAAAGAAGACAUGUUUAGGAUUCAUAGGGUGCCUCCAAAUGCAAGUGUUUAUGAGGUGAUGAUUAGAAGGCUUUGUGGGGUUGGUGAGUUGACUUUGGCGUUUAGGCUUAAGGAGGAAAUGAUUAGGAAAAAGAUGAAGUGCAAUUCGGAUAUAUACAAUUCUUUCAUUAGUGGGCUUUUUAAGGUUGGGAGGAAGGAGGAGGCUUUCGGGGUCUUUGAGGAAAUGGAUUUAAAUGGUAUUAAACCAGAUACGACUACUUACAAUGUGAUGAUCAAUGAGUUUUGUGAGCUGAAGGAUUUUGAUGCAGCUUAUAGAUUUCUUGAAGAUAUGGCAGAGAAAGGUUGUAAACCAAAUCUUAUUAGUUAUAAUAUAUUAAUUAGCUGGUUGUGCAAGGAUGGGAAGUGGAGUGAAGCAAAUGAUUUGCUUGAAGACAUGCCAAGACGGGGGUGCAUACCUGAUGUUGUGUCCUAUAGGAUGCUUUUUGACGGGCUUUGUGGUGGAUCACAGUUGAAGGAAGCAGCAUUCAUUUUGGAUGAGAUGAUUUUCAAGGGCUACGUACCGCAUUCUGCAAGUAUAUAUAAAUUUGUUGCAGGGUUGUGUCAGGAAGGGAACAUGGAGUUAUUAUUGAGGGUUUUGAAUAGUCUAGCAAAAGGAAAUGCAAUUGAUCAAGAUACAUGGCUAAUGGUGGUUUCUAGGGUUUACCAGGAAGAUAAACUGUCAAGCGCAUCUGAGCUUCUUGAUGCUCUGGUGCUGUAGUGCUACUAUCAAAGUUUCAUGACCUGUCAUGGCCUUGUUUCCUAGUUUUAACUUCUUUGAAUGUAAGUAAUUUAGAAGUCUAAUGCUCUUUUGUUUCACAGAAAAUUAUUUAUCACAUUUUUAGGUAUUUGUUUGAUAGAAUUGGUUGGUCAACG